Messenger RNA from Microstroma glucosiphilum, 2066 nucleotides. RefSeq lists its product as hypothetical. NCBI's taxonomy places the organism in Eukaryota, Fungi, Basidiomycota, Exobasidiomycetes, Microstromatales, Microstromataceae. The record is from RefSeq and is a predicted model, not a curated record. Bases 174 to 1970 code for a protein of 598 amino acids. The transcript is spliced from 3 exons.
AGGAAAGGACGCAUAGAGGCCGUCGAGAUCUCCUUGUAACAAUACGAAGCGCCCUGUACAUCGCAACGCAAGGCAGAAAGGUCCGUGACAGGGACCUAACAUUGGUCUCUCGAACAUCGACGCCGAGAGCGAUCAUCGCAUAGGCUCGACUUUAGUCUGAGCCAGCGUCAGAGAUGGCUGCACCUCGCCGAUCGACGCGGUCUAGGCAAGUAGAGGCGGAAGAGCCUGCCAUCUCACCUCCAGCAGCCGGUCCCACACACUCGCCUCCACGCAAGCGGAAACGUAGCUUCCAGGCCGAGACGGCGCCAGUCAAGUCCGAGGCUCCGGAGGCUGCCACAGAAGGAGAUCAUCUUCAAGCGGCUGCUGAGACUACCGAGGCUGCUGCUGCUGCUCCUGCCGCCUCACCUACACCUCCUUCCCGGAAGAAUGCCAAGGUCGUGAAGCUGAAGAGACCGACGAGGGGUACGGCAGCGACGACGGCAACAGCAGUGGAUGCUAAGGCUUCUCAAGGAGCCGAAGGACAAGGCGAUGAUGAAGCUGAGGAGGAGGGCGAGUCAUCUGGAUCCCGAACUUCCCCCAGCGCUACAAUGACAGCCGCACAACGUUCAGGAUUUCAGCCACUCAAGACCUCGGAAGACUACAUCCUCCCUCGGGAACAAGAGCUCUGGCUUCAGGCCGCGGAUUCAGAGAAGCUACGGACAGUCGCAAAGCAUCUCAUGCCAGAGCUGCUGGAAGCGCCUCUGCCGCCGGAGAGCAACUUUGCAAAGCAGAGCACGGGAGUGAAAGGAAAGUCGAAGGAGAAGAUCCUACCUUCAUCGACAGGCGAUUACUUCACUAAAGCAGUCGAGCUGACACCACAACAAGUGGCGAACCUCAAGACUGGCCUCGCAGACCUAGUAGCGAUCGAGUCGCUGCCGGAAGGCUCCACCCCUUCGGGCAGCAUCAAGCCACCAACACUUGGGGAGAGGGUUCACCGAGACGUGUCUCUACGAGUUCCCACAGAUAGCAUCGAAGAGCUCAGGGAGAAGAGAUUGCCGAAGCUCAAAGGAGUCCAGCACUUGUACUACGGACCACACGCCUCGUUCGCUCCUACGUACGACUCCUCGGCAUCUUCGCUCAGCAGGUCGGCCUCAAGCUUGGUGUGGAGAAAUAAGCUUUCGCCAAGGGCACGAGCAGCGCGGGCUGCAUGGCACAACGUCUCUGAGGACGAUGAAGGCAUUUUAGAGGGCGAAGAGGACGAGGACGAGGAGAAUAUCAUUCCGCCUCCACCUCCGGCGCCCGUCUCAUCUAAACCACAGUCUUUGCCGAAAGGGCUCGAUUCUACCCUUGAUACUGAGCUUAUUCGUGCUGGACUAGAGCAGCUGGAUCGAGAUGCCGCAGUGCAGAAGCGGCUCGAAUCGAACGCUGCUCUGCUGGCAGAGCUGCAGGAUUGCCAGUGGGACCGCCUUCGCAAAGGAUACGCAAGAAGCAAGGGGCUUGAGGCCACCGCGGCAACAGGAUCGAGAGUCUCAAUCGGUCAGCUUCCAGAGGAUGAGCCCUCGCGGGAGGAGCAGGACCUAGCGGCAGAUUUGUACAAGGGCCUCGGCGAGCUUAUUGCUCUACGUCCUCGCUCUACACUACCUCUUCUCCCUACACAGGAGCAACUUCGCGCCCUUGGCCGGUCUUCCGCAAUCGAUCCCGUCUUCAACGCUCCAGCGUCGAGCGCCAAGACCUCUGUGGGCUACUGGGGUACUCUGGACCCUUCCCUAUACAGUCCCGAUGCCCCUGUGCGUCUGGCAGGCAAAGUGUCGACUAUUGUCCCAACCUUCACCUCAAGCGAGACGGUCCGACUGAACGAUUCGGGCGAGUCGCUGGCCUUCUCUAACGCAAUGAGCAAGCGAGGCAUACCUCUAGGUGUGGCGAGAGACAGCGGCAAGGGCAUGCUAGACCGGCUGGCUACCAUCGCCGACGUGUGGGAGGACCUCCGAUGAUGGGCGGAAUGGCAAUGGGAACGCCGAUGGGCAUGUCACCUCCUCCUGCGCAACAGCACCAGCAGCUACCUCCCCAAGCAAGGCAAGGGAUGCCAA